UCCGAAAUUUCUUUCUUUGUCUCCUUUCCUUUUUUUUUUUUUUGAAACGCGCAGAUACUUUUCUUUAUUUUAUAUAUAUAUAUAUAUAUUGUUUAUAGAUUAUUAUUAAUAGUUUUUCUUCUUUUUUAAACAAAUAUGGAUACACAACACAUUGGACAGAAAAGAGGUUAUCAAGAUGAUGAUCAACCAACAUUCAACAAAGCUCCAAAGUAUAAAAAAGAUAGUGUCAUCAGUGCACAAUUGGUGGCUCAACAUUAUAAUCAACGACCAGAAGUAGGUGUGGCUCGAAGAAAGGAAUCAAGGAUUAUACGAAUGCGUAGUUUCAACAAUUGGGUGAAAAGUGUCUUGAUCCAACGACAUACACGGCCUCGACAAUGUGUCCUUGAUAUGGGUUGUGGUAAAGGUGGCGACUUGCUUAAAUGGGCCAAAGCAAAGAUUGGUUAUUUGAUUGCUGCUGAUAUUGCGGCGGUAUCUUUAACACAAAUGCAAGAUCGUUAUAAUGGAUUACGAAAUCGAUCAUUUGGUGCGGAAUUCCAUGCCUUGGAUUGUUAUAGUGAAUCUAUUGAACCUCAUCUGGAAACACAACGACCGGUGGAUGUAGUGUCUAUGCAAUUCUGUCUCCAUUAUGCGUUUGAAUCCGAAGAAAAGGCACGAAUGAUGCUUCACAAUGUCAGUCGUCAUUUACGGUCUGGUGGUCAGUUCAUUGGUACGAUUCCUGAUGCUAAUUUGAUUGUCAAACGAGUACGUCAAGAACCUCCCGAUGUUCUUGGUUUUGGUAAUGAAUUCUAUUGGAUUGAAUUUGAUCCCCUACCGUAUCCAAAAUCAUCUGGUGCUGCUUUUACUCCUUUUGGGUGCAAAUAUAUGUUUCAUUUAGAAGAUGCUGUAGAUUGUCCGGAAUAUUUGGUACAUUGGGGAACUUUUGAACGUUUGGCUAAUGAAUAUGGAUUAGAAUUGAACUAUAAAGAAAACUUUCAUCCUUUUUAUCAAAGAGCCAAAACUGAUAAAGAUCAUGCAAGAUUACUUCAACGAAUAGGUGUAGUGGGUGGACAAGAACCUGAAAUGUCAGUGGAAGAAUGGGAAGCAGCUGGGAUUUAUUUAGCUUUUGCUUUUACCAAACGAUAGAAUAGUAUAUUAGUUUAUUUAUUUAUUUUUAGUUAUAAAGAAGAUGUUUGAUCGAUCCAACGUGUUCAUGUAGGGAAAUGGAAUGAUUUGCUCCGAUAGAAAUAGGAAGAUGUUUAUUAUAAAAAUAGGACCCUUUUUUCCUAAAUCAGAUUCACUAUCGGAUGUUCUUUAUG
Molecule: messenger RNA, 1295 nt
Organism: Halteromyces radiatus
Lineage: Eukaryota; Fungi; Mucoromycota; Mucoromycetes; Mucorales; Cunninghamellaceae
Product: guanine-N(7)-methyltransferase domain-containing protein
Exons: 3
Coding region: 136-1122 (328 amino acids)
Biological process (GO): 7-methylguanosine mRNA capping
Cellular component (GO): nucleus
Molecular function (GO): mRNA 5'-cap (guanine-N7-)-methyltransferase activity
Source: RefSeq, a predicted model, not a curated record